CGCAUAACGUCAUGGCUGACAGUAGCUGGCCAGGCUGUGCAAAGAGUUUGAAAGGUGUCAUUUUGGACUUAUGUGGAGUUUUGUAUGACAGCGGGGAAGGCGACGGAGUUGCCAUCCCUGGUUCUAUUGAGGCUGUAAAAAGACUUAAGGAAUCAGACCUGCAGCUGCGAUUCUGCACCAAUGAGACUCAGGCAACUAGAGAGAAGUUCGUCGCAAAACUGCAGAGGUUGGGCUUUGACAUUUCUGUAUGUGAGGUCUUCCCUCCUGCGCCUGCAGCCAUCUCAGUGCUCAAGGAGAGAGGUUUAAGGCCCCACCUGCUGGUGCAUGACGGACUUCUUCAAGAGUUUGAGGCUGUUGAAAAGACCAACCCAAACUGUGUGAUCAUUGCAGAUGCAGCAGAAAACUUUUCCUAUCAGAAUCUGAAUGAGGCAUUUCGGGUCCUCAUAGGAUUGGAAAAGCCAAUAUUAUUUUCCCUUGGCCAGGGAAGAUACUACAAGGAGACAGAUGGGUUAAAACUAGACGUCGGUGUUUACAUGAAGGCUCUUGAGUAUGCUUGUGACUUAAAGGCAGAAGUAAUUGGGAAGCCAUCCCCAACCUUCUUCCAGAGUGUUCUCAGUGACAUGGGGCUGAAACCACAUGAGGCUCUUAUGAUUGGAGAUGAUCUUGUGAACGAUGUAGGAGGAGCCCAAUGCUGUGGCAUGAAAGGGGUGCAAGUUAGAACAGGCAAAUACAGGCCAAGUGACGAAAGACAUCCAACUGUGAUCGCCGAUGCAACCGUAGACAACCUGGCCCACGCUGUGGAAGUGAUCCUCAGUCAGAGAGGGCUAGAAGCCUGAGAACCCUCCACUAGCAGCGGCCUGGAGCGAUCCAAGCUCAGCGUUGCCUUGUAGUGUUAACUGACGCCUCAUAAAAGCGAUUCUUCACAUGAGGAGGUUCCUCAGUUUUGAGGUAGUUGAAGAAAAAUGUGAAAAGAAUGAGCUGAAAUAUUCUAAUGUGGUCUAGCUGCUAUAAACUGUUAAACAUGUGAAGGGAUCGGACAUCUGCUUGCCCUACUUGGUGAUAAAACUAACUCCAGUGUAAUUUAUCCGAGAUGGUUGUAAAUGCUUUCGAACCGCUCUUUGCAUUUGUCAGUACAUGAUUGGCAUAGAUGGGAUACCUCAAGCUUGACACGAACAAGCCUGUAACCAGCUGCUGAUUGACAGUUAGAUGGGGAAAGUCGUGGCGGCGCAUGCUCAGAGUCCUUAGAAACCUGAUGUAAACAAGUGCAGCUGAAAAAGACUGACUAUUAUUAAGUUGCUUUAUGUAAAGUAACACUAACUAUGUAGACUUGAAAAUAAAGAUAAUUUA
Messenger RNA from Cyprinodon variegatus (sheepshead minnow), 1347 nucleotides. RefSeq names its product phospholysine phosphohistidine inorganic pyrophosphate phosphatase (gene lhpp). The record is from RefSeq and is a predicted model, not a curated record. Bases 12 to 836 code for a protein of 274 amino acids. Gene Ontology annotation, biological process: dephosphorylation. Gene Ontology annotation, molecular function: inorganic diphosphate phosphatase activity; phosphatase activity. The transcript is spliced from 7 exons. NCBI's taxonomy places the organism in Eukaryota, Metazoa, Chordata, Actinopteri, Cyprinodontiformes, Cyprinodontidae. Gene Ontology annotation, cellular component: cytosol.